CAUCACCACACUUUGCUUCCAGAAUCACAGCAGCAGUCAUGCAAACCACAGUGCGUUCUCUGCGCGCCAUGCGCUUCGAUUGCUCAAUCCGCGCCUUCACAUCGUCUGCUACGACAAGAUCAUCAUGGUCCCCCGGACCCGCCCCACCACGACUCCCCAAGGAAGAGCAAGAGCUAUUCGAGAAGCUCCAGCAACAAUCCACCGGCGCAUUCAGCACACCGCGGCAAGCCGAGUCCAGCGAGGUAAAGGACUCGGCCACUCACGAAGCAUCAGCGAAAGCUCCCACCGCAGCCGAGAUGUUGGAGCAAGUACGGGAAAGAGCACGAGUUGCGGCGCAAGGAGAUGGAGAGGAACUACACCCGAAUGUGAGGCGAGGAGCCGCGCCUGAGUUCAAGGGCGAUACAAAUCCCAAGACGGGCGAGGUUGGAGGACCCAAGAACGAGCCGCUGAGAUGGGGCGUUGCUGGAGACUGGAGUUACAAUGGAAGGGUUACGGACUUCUAGAUACAUUAGGUCGAUAUCGGCCAUCGUAUGAUCAUUGCUG
Molecule: messenger RNA, 543 nt
Organism: Zymoseptoria tritici IPO323
Lineage: Eukaryota; Fungi; Ascomycota; Dothideomycetes; Mycosphaerellales; Mycosphaerellaceae
Exons: 1
Coding region: 39-503 (154 amino acids)
Biological process (GO): mitochondrial respiratory chain complex II assembly
Cellular component (GO): mitochondrion
Source: RefSeq, a predicted model, not a curated record